GGUCAAACAGCACAUGCACUUUUCCGAGAAACCGCAGUGGCCUAGUCCUCGUUUUGUUUACGAUAAUAAACAUAAACAACAUGGAGCACGAAAGCAUUCUCAAAAAGCUACGGGCAUCUUAUUCACAUUUAGGCUUGGAAGUUUACCCGUUUAAGAUAGGCUGGUACAAUCCAGAAGUAGAUCCAGCUUUUCGAUUUGAUCUUAAUGACGAUACAUUUGCCGUUUUGAUUGCCAGCACACCUGACAUGUUUGAGAAAUUGUUUUUACCAUUUAUCAGCGUUGAACAUCCUGAUGGCUUUAUGGAUUUGCUUGACAGAUGCAUGAAGACAUACUUUGCUAAAGUCCAUGAGAUGUUUCCUGAAGAUGAAGUAGAAAUAAUUCAUGACUUUGAAAUGACGCCUUCAAGACGCCCCAAAAUUCUGGUCCAGCCUGCUUCACAUGUUUCUGGUGCUGCCUACUACUACACAACAAAGUCUCUUGACCCAAAUCCUUUUGAUAAGAAAAUGUAUGGUGUUUGCAUUCAUCCAAAAUUUGGAGGCUGGUUUGCUCUGCGCGGAGUUUUUAUCUUCAAAAAUAUUUUGUGCCCCAACCUUCCUCGAGUUGAACCUGUGGACUGUGUUCCAGAUCAGGAAAGUAAGGUUAAGCUUUUGAAGUUGUUCAAUGAGCAGUGGAAGGAUUGGACUUACAGAGAUAUCAUUCCAGUUGAGAAAAAAUAUUCAGAGGACCAGAAGGAAUAUUUUGGCACAGAACCUAAAGAUCGUAAGCCACUGAUUACAAAGUUGAGAGAGAAUUAUUUGAGAGAAAUUCAAAACAAUCCCAACUCAUCAUCACUGGCAGACGGAGACACUGCUGAAAAUGGUGAUGCAAACAAAAUUGCCUGUGAAUCUUAAGGUUUUUUUUUUUUUGAUGAAUUGGUUUUUAUUAAAAAUAAAAACUUUGACUGAUGUCGAAACUUUGUUUUGUUGGUGGUUGGUUACCAUUUCAUUAAUUUUUGCAAACUGAUGACUACCGCAUUAAUUUCUUGCAAACAAAUUACUAUCACAUAAAUUUCUUGCCAACUAAUGACUGCUACAUUAUUAUUUUUUUGCAAAGAAAUCACUACCACAUUAAUUUUUGCAAACAACUUCCAGAUACAUUUUUUGCAAACAUGUUGCGAAUUAUUUGUUGGUUGGGUUUUUUGGGGACACUUUUUUUCUUGAUAUUUAUUUAAUGACUUUAUGUUUACAAUUAUUUUUACAUAAAUCAAAUUACACUUUUAUAAAUAAUAAGUUUUAUAUUUUUAUAAAUUGUUACUCAAAAAAUGAUUCAAAUUUGUAAAAGGAACUCCUAAGUUACUGAUACAUAUCUUUACAAUUUGCUUACAUAUAUUAUUUUUAUCAACUUAUAAGUUGAUUAAGAUCUGUAAAAUGGAGCACCAAAUCUUGUAUUACAGAAAUAAAAAUAAUUAUUGUGUAUUGACGUACUCUCACUUUGAGUUAUUGUUACAGUACUUUGUGAUAACUUCAUGCAUAAUUUUUUAAAGUGAUAUUAAUUGCAGCUGAACUGGGUUUUUGUUUUUGUAAAUCAUUAUUAUUGUUAAGCUGGGAUGCUUCAUUGCAAUAUUGUUAUGUAAUAUAUUAGUUCAUUUUAUGAUUUUUUUUUAAUGUUAAAUAUCUUAAGGGGAUU
Molecule: messenger RNA, 1665 nt
Organism: Physella acuta
Lineage: Eukaryota; Metazoa; Mollusca; Gastropoda; Physidae
Product: cyanocobalamin reductase / alkylcobalamin dealkylase
Biological process (GO): cobalamin metabolic process
Cellular component (GO): cytoplasm
Molecular function (GO): FAD binding; cyanocobalamin reductase (cyanide-eliminating) (NADP+) activity; demethylase activity
Source: RefSeq, a predicted model, not a curated record